Pygocentrus nattereri (red-bellied piranha) is the source of this 1794-nucleotide messenger RNA. Its product is annotated as CMRF35-like molecule 8. The coding region runs from base 74 to 1525 and encodes 483 amino acids. The transcript has 7 exons. The record is from RefSeq and is a predicted model, not a curated record. Lineage: Eukaryota; Metazoa; Chordata; Actinopteri; Characiformes; Serrasalmidae.
UAUUAGAAACAGUCACACAGAGACAGGGUGUAAGUUCCAGGAGUUGGUGUGGAUCCGAAAGGCUGAACUCAGAAUGAAGACCCUCCUCAUCUUCACCCUCUUCCUGAUUUCAGUAGGUGGAGAAGACUCUAUAGACGUGACGGGAUAUUCAGGAGGAGGAGUCCUCAUCAAGUGUGAAUACGACAGAGGAUACACAUCAAACCAGAAAUAUCUCUGUACGGGUUCAUGGCCCUGCAUGACAAAGCCAAUUUGGACAGACGCUAAAAAUAAGUGGAUAAACAGUGGAAGAUUCUCACUGUUUGACGACACCAGUGCUGCACAGUUCUGGGUGAUGAUCAGGGAGCUCACUGUAGAGGAUUCUGGAAUGUACAAGUGUGGAGUUGAAAUAAAUUUUGGCAUUGACGUCUACACACCAGUGGAACUGAAGGUAGAGGAAGAUCAAGACUAUAAGAAGAGCGUAGGUGUGACUGGCCAUGUAGGAGGAAGUGUCAACAUCAGCUGCAAAUACUCACAAUCCCACAGCAGUGACCCCAAGUUCCUCUGUAGGAGAGUGGGCACUGCUGGCUGUACUUAUAAAACAUCAGUUAAAGAGAGCAGAAAAUGGAUAAAUGAGGAAAAACUCUCUCUGCAUGAUAACAGAGCAAGGCAGAUCUUCACUGUGAGCUUCAACAGUCUGACUGAGGGAGACUCUGGUGAAUACUGGUGUGGAGCUGAAUCAGACUGGACAUCUGACCAUGGAUACAAGGUCUAUAUCACCCAGAUCAACCUCAGAGUUACAGCUUCAUUACCAGAAAAGGAAACAAUAUUAUCACCUCCAUCACCACCAAGCCGGAAUCCACAGAGCACAAAAUCAAACACAUCUUCAUCUAAACCUUCUGGAAAGUCCUCAUCGGAGACAAUUGCACCAAAAGGGCUUCCGUCUUCCUCUGUGAUCGUUGUUGUGUCUGUGAUUCUGCUGCUGCUUCUGAUUGGACUGUUAUUCUUCAUAGUCAUUCUUAGAAAGAGAAGCAAGACUCAAGAUCCAGCCUCAACCCAAAGCCAGCCCCUCAGAGAUUUCUCAAACAACCAUAAGGUUCCCACUGCUGACUAUGACCAGAUCAAAGACACCAGAAACUGUUCUGAUGUUGGAGUUUCCACAGUCUACACUACUGCUGAUUUACCUACAAACGUCUCAGAACCUUCUCAGACUGUUUAUGAUAAUGUCCAGUUAUCCACAAACCCCUCAGAACCUUCGCAUGCUGUUUAUGAUAAUGUCCAGUUCAUUUCACACUGUGAUUUUUCAAAUUCUGUUUAUUCUCCUGCUCAGUCACCACCAAACUCUCCUGAUCAGGUCAUCUACUCCACACCUGAGUUAGCCACACUUCUCCUUGAUUCAAGUAAUGUCACUCAGCCUUCAGCCGAAAAAUCGGCUGAAGGUCCAACAUAUGCAAAAGUGAAUUUCAGCCAGAAAGCAAAUAGUUCUACUGAUGCUGUUACCACGGCAACCAUCAACAACUCCUGUAACUACGCUAUAGUCAAGUAUUAAAGGAAGUAGCUAGAUUAGCAUGCUACACUUUUAUUCUCAUCUAUUUCCAUUAAUAGCAGAUUUUGUUUAAUGUUCCCUUUUAGGCAAAGAAUACGUUAUUCUGGAAACCCGGUAUUGCUUUAAUUUGUAUUGAUUUAUAUGGUAGGUGAUAACUAACUUAACUCAGUUGAUGCUUCCCUCAUGCAGCAAGCAAUGGCUAAUUUCAUAACUAUAUACAAGACACAAACUCUUUGCUUAGCUUGGUACAGCGAUUAAAAUGUUGAUACAUA